AUGGAAGAAUAUAUUAAUAUUGACGAUGAAUUAAUUGUUGAAGAAGAAUUAUUAUUAGAAGAAAUUGUUAAAAUUGUUAGAGGUCAAGCUGUAGCGGAAGAGGUUAAGGUAAAAGAAGAUAAAAUUAUAACCUCAUCAGAUGCAUUAAAUAGCAUUGAAAAAUCAAUUAAGUAUGUUCAACAAAAUGAUUUAGCAGAGGCAAAGUAG
Molecule: messenger RNA, 207 nt
Organism: Funneliformis geosporum
Lineage: Eukaryota; Fungi; Glomeromycota; Glomeromycetes; Glomerales; Glomeraceae
Source: the annotation of a GenBank genome assembly